Molecule: messenger RNA, 1656 nt
Organism: Daucus carota subsp. sativus
Lineage: Eukaryota; Viridiplantae; Streptophyta; Magnoliopsida; Apiales; Apiaceae
Product: glucan endo-1,3-beta-glucosidase 12
Exons: 2
Coding region: 80-1504 (474 amino acids)
Biological process (GO): carbohydrate metabolic process
Cellular component (GO): plasma membrane
Molecular function (GO): hydrolase activity, hydrolyzing O-glycosyl compounds
Source: RefSeq, a predicted model, not a curated record
UCUCUCUCCCUCUCUUUCUCUCUCUCUAUAUAUUCAUAAACUGAUUCGCACAAACUUCGUUCAUUACACAACUCAUUCAAUGUCGAUGCUUAAGCUUUCUCUCCUCUGUUUCUUCUUCUUUCAAGCCGUGUAUUGCAUUAAUAAUUCUGGUUCCAUCGGAGUAAACUAUGGCAGAAUAGCUGAUAAUCUCCCAGACCCUUCCAAAGUGGUGGAGCUUCUCAAAUCCAACGGCAUUACCCGUGUCAAAAUCUUCGAUUCCGAUCAUUCUGUUCUCUCCGCUCUUGCUAACUCGGGGAUUAGCCUCACCCUAUCAAUGCCUAAUGGCCUCCUCUCCUCAGCUGCUAACGAUCAAUCAUUCACUGAUGCAUGGCUUAAGGCCAACAUUGUGCCCUUUCUUCCGAAGACGAUAAUCGAAGCCAUUGCGGUUGGGAAUGAAGUGUUUGUGGAUCCUCAGAACACUCCGCACCUCGUGCCUGCGAUGAAAAAUAUUUAUGCUUCUUUAAGUAAAUUUAAUUUGAGCUCUGUUAUCAAGGUGUCGUCCCCUGUGGCUCUUAGUGCACUUCAAAGUUCGUAUCCGCCAUCAGCUGGAUUGUUCAAGUCUGAUUUGAUUGAGCCUGUGAUCAAGCCUAUGCUUAGCUUUAUGCGACAGACAGGGUCGUAUUUUAUGGUGAAUUGUUACCCGUUUUUUGCUUAUGAGGCCAAUACGGAUACUAUCUCGUUAGACUAUGCUCUGCUUCGUCCGAAUCAAGGCGUGAAAGACUCUGGCAAUGGGAAGGUUUACAAGAGCCUGUUUGAAGCACAGCUCGACGCGGUUUUUGCAGCUCUUGAUGCCUUGAAGUUUGAUGAUGUUAAAGUUGUUGUGUCCGAGACUGGCUGGCCUUCUGCUGGUGGUGAUAAGGAAUUCGGUGCUGGACCCGACAAUGCAGCUUCGUACAACGGGAAUCUAGUGCGCAGGGUACUGACAGGAGGUGGUACUCCCUUGAGGCCUAAUGAAAAUCUCAACGUAUUUUUGUUUGCAUUGUUUAACGAAGAUCAAAAAAGUGGACCUGUCUCCGAAAGAAAUUAUGGCCUAUUUUAUCCGAACACUCACAAAGUUUACGACAUUCCAUUGACAUUAUCCGCGAUGAACGAUACGACGUCGAAUCCGACAAACGGAAGCAAAGCAGAGGCGCCAGCAGCAUCAGCUCCGGUAAACGGAGGAGAUUUGAGUCCAAGCACAAGGGGACGUACUUGGUGUGUAGCAAAUGUGCAGGCAGGGCAGGAGAAACUACAAAGUGGGCUGGAUUAUGCUUGUGGACAAGGCAGGGCUGAUUGUGGGCCGAUUCAGCCCGGUGCAACAUGUUUUGACCCGGAUACUCUUGAGGCCCAUGCUUCUUACGCGUUCAAUAGUUAUUAUCAGAAGAUGUCACGUGCUAGCGGCACGUGUGAUUUUGGCGGAGCUGCCUAUGUGGUGACUCAACUUCCUAAGGUGGGCAACUGCGAGUUUCCAACUACGAGAGGAUGAAAGAUGCUGCAGUUGAUUUAUUUAUUUAUUAUUUAGUGGAUAAAAUUGAAAGUAGAAAUUUGUUGAUUGUUAGGUGUUCUUUUGUAGGAGAUUUCUCCGCCCAUUUAUUAUACUUUCGUUUAUAUGUAAUAAAUAAAAUGUUUUGCAUCUAC